Rhizophagus irregularis DAOM 181602=DAOM 197198 is the source of this 1245-nucleotide messenger RNA. RefSeq lists its product as uncharacterized. Lineage: Eukaryota; Fungi; Glomeromycota; Glomeromycetes; Glomerales; Glomeraceae. Gene Ontology annotation, cellular component: cytoplasm. Gene Ontology annotation, biological process: proteasome-mediated ubiquitin-dependent protein catabolic process; regulation of proteolysis. Gene Ontology annotation, molecular function: ubiquitin protein ligase binding. The record is from RefSeq and is a predicted model, not a curated record.
GAGCUUAAAUAAUAAUAUUAUAAUAAUUAUAAUAAUUUUGAUAAAAAUUUAUGAACAUAUUUUUCUUGAUAAUUUUUUCGUAAAAUGAUCGAUAUGACGAGUAACGGAAAGGCGAUUUUUGAAUUUACAUUUCCAGAUGACGCGCUAAAUGAUGAUCAUCCGGUAUUUUCACCACCUUUUGCAACAUCAAAUGAUACGUUUUGGCAAUUAAAAUUUUACAAGGCAGAUCCUGAUAAUCGUGCAUGUAGUGUUUUAUAUUUAAUUGCGAUUCCAAAUCACGAAGAAGCUUUGACUACAAAUAUUUGGGAGAAACGUGCAAAAUUAUCAGUCAUGUUAUACAUUAAAAGUGAACAAUAUGAAAAAUUUAAUCCUAUUAAAACUGAUAAAUAUUCCGUGAGAUCUUAUUCCUGGGGUGUAAACUUUCCUUUAUUGAAAAAUAAUCAAACAGUUAACGUUGGUAUUAUUUUUUCUGAUACUACAAUCGAAAGAAAUCAAGUCAAUUCGGAAAUUAUCUUCUCAGAUCAAGUUUCGAAGGAAUUAAUGUCAACAUGGAUGGGACAAAUUAAUAAUAUGGAAAAUGCAAAUAUUCAAUUAAACUUCAACGAUGGAUUCAUCCUUACUCAUAAAUCGGUUCUUAUUAAACGUUCAGAAUAUUUUCGUAAAUUUUUUCAUGAUACAAAAGAAUCAAAAGAAAAGAAGAGAAAACUUGAUAUGAAUCAAAAUUUUAUUAUUAUUAAUAUUCCGGAUUAUUCACGUCAAACAUAUUAUGAAGUAAUUAAAUUUAUGUAUACGGAUAAAAUCGAAUUUAGUAAUAUUAUUCCAUUCGAAAUUUUUAAAAUAGCUGAUUAUUAUCUUAUACCGGAUUUAAGGCAAAAAGCUAGAAUAGAAAUCUAUAAAAGAUUACAUUUUGAUAAUGUGGUUAAAGUUUUAUUUAGUGAGGGUUAUAAAUGGAAGGAUUUGAAAGAUGAUAUGGUUGAUUAUAUUGUUAGUCAUUUUGAUAGAAUUAAAGAUACCCCAGAAUAUAAAUUACUUGCUGUAGAUAACAGAAGUCAUCCAGCUAUAGUUGUACUAAUGCAGGAGAUUAUAGCAAAUCUUUUUUAUAAAAAAUCUACAAAGUAGAUAUAUGAUUGGUUUGAAAAUAAUAAAGACUAGUAUCAUAAUAGAAAUUUAAGAUCUACAAUACUUUAAUUAUAUCAUUAAACUAAUUUAGAUGAUAAGAUGCAUCAAUAGUAAAAUUCGCACCAA